Messenger RNA from Blepharisma stoltei, 2995 nucleotides. The record is from the annotation of a GenBank genome assembly. Lineage: Eukaryota; Ciliophora; Heterotrichea; Heterotrichida; Blepharismidae.
AUGCAUAAACACCUCAUUAAUGCGUCGAUUUCAGAAGAGUCUGACAAUUCAGGUAUUUCAACUUCAAGCAAACGCAGCUGUUCUUCUAGCUUUCCUUCCCUUUUAAAAGAAACAAAGCCAUUAGAAAAUCCCUAUUUUAGAUAAUAAGCCUACCUUUAAGUAAGAGAGCAAAGCAUUUCAUUAUAAAAAUAUUUUUGUAUAGAUAAUUUUUGAUAGCUUGCAUUCUUAAACUUAAAUUUAUAAAUUAAUUCUUCGAAAGAUUCGGAUUUUUUAAGAUCAGAAAAAAAAAUGAUUAGCUAUUGCCCUAUCCCUGCUGGAUCGGGACUUGACUGAUGUCAGGAGAUGUUAGAUGGGGCUAACGAACCAACGUUUUGGCAAAGUGAACUCCCUAGAUGGCAGAUCUCCAAUAACGCAAGAGGACUAGCCUUCUGGGGAGUUCACUUUCCCAGCACAGUCGGCUAAUCAACUCCCCAUCUGGCAUUUCCCAAGUCAGCCAAGCCUGAUCCAAUGCAGGGAUUGGGCUAGUAUAUAUUUGAACCCCAGCACUUGCCUUGCUGAUCAAAGCCAGUCUGAUACUCAACUGCGAAAUAGCAGACUGAUUAUGACUCAUAGAAGAGUUUACUGGUAUUCAAAUGCUCGCAACCCACAAUAUAAAUUUCAAAAUAAGAUUCUCGAAAGCUUGAGAAAAUUUUCUUCCGCCUUCAAAGAGGAAAGAUUAAGAGAUUUAUCGAUGGAUUAAAUAACAGCCGUGCUGCACUGAAAAAAGUAUCUCAGUUUAAAUUACAGUUAUACCCUAAUAAGUGUUCUAAAGCAUUAUAAUAAAGGAAUUAACUAUUAUGUUCCUAAAUAAUCCCUUUGCGUACGCCCUUAAAUUAUUUUAAGAAUAUUUAUAAUAGUAUAAAAAGCGAAAUAUCUUCAAGUUCAUUAUCUCUUUGAGAUACUGCAAACCCAAGCCAGCCACAAAUUUGCUAUGAAAAUUCCAAAAUUCCUUCAAAAAAAACAGAAGUAGAAACUCGUUUUGAAAGCGUCGGAGAGGAAGGAACUGCACAAGUGGUCCACAGCCCAGUUGUUAGAAGAGGCAAAUCAGCUGACUACGGAUAUUGCAGUCCAAUUAAUUUCAGCCUUAUCCCAGAAACAUUAGAAAAAAACAAGAAAAGGAUAGAGUGUCAUAAUAAAACUAUGAGCCGAGUAAUAAAUUAUCAAAGUAAAUUUGAUGAACUGGAAGAGUUAAAAACCUCAAGAGAAAAAAUCAUUAAAUUAAUGGACGAAAAAAACCAAGUCGAGUUUGAGCUACUAAAAGUCUCAAUGCUGAUGAGGGAUACCGAAUUAAAUUGUAAAGCAAAAGACGCUGAAAUUGAAAAUUUAAAGAAAAGCCUGCAAAAUUUUGAUCAAAAUUCAGCUAAAGUUAAUUUAGAGCUGAAAUUAGCGAAGGAAAGCUUUAAUGGGUAUAUAAAGGAAAUUAAUGCGCUUCAUAAAGAAGUGCUGGAGGUAAAAAUUAACUUCCGUCCCUACUUCGGGGUUUCCGCCGACUAUGCGUCGUCCACAACCUGGUCUUGAUCUGAAUGUUCCUUACUCCCCCCCCUCCGUGAGUGAACAAAACCAUUAGAAAAAUCGCUAUUUUUUGACCAAAAACCCACCCUCCGUGAGUGAACAAAAAUUUUUUUAAUAGAAAAAUUUUUUAUGGAAAAAAAUUUUAAUAUAUAAAUGAUAAUUAGUAUAAUGAAAUCUAGAGCUAAUUCUAUUUAAUUUUGAACGAAUUGCUUUUUAAAACAUAAAAUUUUAUAAAUUAAAUUAAUAUUUGCUUUCCAAUUUUUGUGAAUUAGGAUUUUUUUAAAUUUCGAAAAAAAAUAUUUUUUUAUAUAAAUUUUUUUUAAAAAAAAAAAUUAACCUCCCUCCGUGAGUGAACAAAAUUUUUUUGUUCACUCACGGAGGGGGGGGGAGUUUAAGCUUUGGCGUUUGGGUUUCAAAGGUUGCCCUUCCAGCUCUUGGGCAAAACCAACUUGCGUCCUUCAGACGCGCUAAUGGUCCCAGUCUAACCUUCUGGAAUGAUGGCGCACUUCCAGAAAAUUAGAAUUCCCCAAGGGAUGGGUGUCUGAAGUUGCGCACCUCCACUAUCAUUAACAGGAUAAAUUCGCUGGGUGAAGCCAAACUUCACAAUCAAAAUUUGCCAUAGGGAGAAUUUCUGUUCAGAGAACAGAAUAUUCGAGUGGCGCCAUUUUUUGCUUAUGCUAAGGUAAAAACAAAGCUGGAGAUUGUGGAAAUGGAAAAACUUAAUUUAAAGCAGGAUCUGCAAAAUGCAAAUGAGGAGAAUUGUAAUUUAAAAGAAAAAAUAAGGAAAGUAUACUUAUGGUAAAAUUCAUUGAUUUAUGCCAAGAUUUGUCAGUAUAAUUUAGCAUAUUUAUUAUCAAGGAGUAUAGAGCAUUUAAGUUUGGAAAAAAAUGAGCAAAAAGCCAUAAAAAAUUUAUCAAAUAUAAUUCUUUCAAAGGAAAGAAAUGAUCACAGAGCAAUGACAAUUGCUCCAGAAUGCAAAGAUCUAGAAGCCAAGCUUAAAACAGCUGAAACUGACUGUGAGCAAUUUAAAAACCGCUACUAUAAUACGCUUGAAACCUUAAAAUCCACAGGUGAAUGAAUCCUUGACAUAAUUGACCUUAUCCACUAUGGAAACUCAAAAUCUGCAAUUGAAGAGUUUCUAAGGACAAGCGGCGGCUUUGAAGAACAAAUGAAAAUUAUAAGUCAAGAAUUAACCAAUAUCAAUGGGCCACUACUAGAAAAUUCCCCAAUGCAGCUCAAAAGUCCAGUCCUUGCUAAUAAUCAAGAAGUAAAAACCCUGAAACUUCAACUUUCUCAUGAAAAAGCAGACAAAAAAGAGCUGGAAGAAACUAUGAGGAUUAUUCAGGAAAAUAUAAAUAGCACUGAUUUAUUAUCAUAUUUGCAGGCACAAGCUUCUGUAAUUGAAGAAUGCCUACGUGAUGAACCAGAUCAAGAUAGCCCUUAA